Molecule: messenger RNA, 582 nt
Organism: Striga asiatica
Lineage: Eukaryota; Viridiplantae; Streptophyta; Magnoliopsida; Lamiales; Orobanchaceae
Source: the annotation of a GenBank genome assembly
CCAGCCCGUCGGGCUUCUGAAACUAGUCCGCCAGCACCUGUAGCAGCUCGUCGGCGCUCGCGGAGAACAAAUUGGGCGGCUUGGCGUUCUCAGGCCAGGCAGGCUUUUAAGCAACUGUUUCGAUUUCUUCGCCUGUAUUCGUUUCCACCGCCACUUCGAGACGUUGUUGGGGUUAAGUACGCGCCCCCGGUCCAUACGAAUCUGCGCCAAUUUGUCGGGUAUGGAGAGGAAAGUGGUUUAUUGGAUGGGGAUUCGGAUUUAGAGCUCGCCAUUUUGUUGUCGGAGAGUUUCGCCGCCGACAAGGACGACUGUAAAACAACGAAGAUGCGUGGGACGGGAGUGGGACGGGCUAUUGGAGAAAAACUCAGCCCUAAUGAUAUCAUUGACACAUCUGGGGGAUGUGGUGCAAGUUUCAGCAUUGAGAUUGUAUCAGAACAAUUUGAAGGGAAACGGCUGCUUGAGAGGCACCGACUUGUAAAUGCUGCACUUGUUGAGGAGAUGAAACAAAUUCAUGCUCUUUCCAUUACGAAGGCCCUCACUCCAGAACAGUGGAAGCAGCAAGGGGCUCAAAAAUCUGCUUGA